Messenger RNA from Rhizoctonia solani, 1719 nucleotides. RefSeq lists its product as uncharacterized. The coding region runs from base 1 to 1719 and encodes 572 amino acids. The transcript is spliced from 10 exons. Lineage: Eukaryota; Fungi; Basidiomycota; Agaricomycetes; Cantharellales; Ceratobasidiaceae. The record is from RefSeq and is a predicted model, not a curated record.
AUGCCGGCGUCGAACGAUAAAAAGGAACGAGGCCCCAGUCAACUUCGUUCGCCUGGGAGACCUUCGCUUGGCUGGGCGGCAGUUAUGGGGUAUGGACUGGACAGUCCGCGGAGAUUGUGCCGGGUUGUUGGACAAGAUAAAUGGUGUGGAAAACAUUACAAGCCAGGUCUACCCGCUCAACCACCAGGAGGAAACUUUCCGAUUCCUACGACUUCGACCAAACCUCUCCUUCGCUUCGAGUGUUGGCCUGGUCUGCGACCUUACGUCUCCGAGCUCGAUUCCACCGGUUCGGUUCUCUUCUCUGUGUCAACCGUUAAUCAAUCACCUGGUGCGGCGUACGACCCCGUUAAAGAUGGAUCCGUUUUUCGCGUUUCUGCGCAAGUCGAUGGAAAAGACGUCACCUCGAACUUGAAUCUGUCCGUGAACACAGUCAUUGAGGAGGACAAGUUUACUUGGUCCGAACUUGGACUCACUCCGAGAAAGGAUGUAUACAACCUUACCUGCACUGCAACUUCUGCCAGGAGUGGGAAUAGCUUCCAGCACAGUUCCACAAUAACCUACUUGCCUCCUAAACCUGAUGCUAUUGGAAAUGUUGUCCAGACCGAUGGCCGAACGGGUGCUCUGCUGGUAUCCGAGGCUGGUAAACGAAUUCCAAUUUUGCCAUUUGGAUUCUACACCGGGUUCGGGGGGUAUUUGGACCAAAACUUGACGAUUUUGGAUGAUAUCAAGAAGGAGGGAUACAACUUCGUGCACCCAGUCCCCACGUUUGAUAAUGCAACCGCUCUCGAGCUCGUGUUGGAUCGAAUGGAAGAACUGGGGCUAUGGCUUGUGUAUGAUAUGAGAUGGACAUACAAAAACCUCACAGUUGUCCGUUCAGAAAUCGAAUCUGUCAAGAAAAGGAAGAAUAUUCUAACCUGGUAUACCGCGGACGAACGGCUGGGAAGAUCUCUGGAUGCCCCCCUGAAAGCCGCGGAGUUAAUUAACGAACUUGAUGGGUACCAUCCAGUUGCCUUGGUUCUUAAUUGCCAAGACUACUAUUUUGCCGAGUAUACCGCUGGGUCUCAGAUUAUCCUCCAAGAUACAUACCCAAUCGGAGUUAACGCGACAUGGUCUACCGUGUGGAACACACCCUGCACGCCGGAGCUUGGGGAUUGCGGAUGUGACAACUGCGAGGGCCGAUUGGAGGAUAUCGCCGACCGAGUCGACCAGUACCGAGAUCGACUUGUUUGGCAAGGUCGAACCAGGGACGCAGUUGUUUGGAGUGUGCCUCAGGCGUUCGGUGAAGAAAGCUACUGGCCGAGGAAGCCUACGUCUCAAGAACUCGCUCUUGAGAUGCUUCUAGCUAUUAAUCACGGUAGCCUCGGUAUCAUGCCUUGGAUAGACAGCUCAUCCAAUAUAGGAAUCCGCACUGGUGUUUCCCCCGUGGCAAAAACUAUUCCGACUCUCACGCCAUAUAUCCUCGGAGGAAAGAGUGUCAUCUCCAGGCCAAAAGUUACAGGCGCAAAUAGGAUAGAUGUAACAACUUGGUCCAUGGGCGGAAAAACGUUGCUCAUUGCACUCAAUCUCAACGACGCAUCCGCUCAAGCUCAUAUCCAACUGGAUCAAUCGAAUUCUAACCCAACAGUUCUCUUCCAGAAUGGGGUAAAGAUAUUGAAAGAGAGUAAGAAUGCAGUUGGCAUCCAGUUUCAACCGCUGAGUAGCAUAAUUGCCAUAUUGUAA